Molecule: messenger RNA, 840 nt
Organism: Alexandromys fortis (reed vole)
Lineage: Eukaryota; Metazoa; Chordata; Mammalia; Rodentia; Cricetidae
Gene: Nrtn
Product: neurturin
Exons: 3
Coding region: 157-750 (197 amino acids)
Molecular function (GO): receptor tyrosine kinase binding; growth factor activity; glial cell-derived neurotrophic factor receptor binding
Source: RefSeq, a predicted model, not a curated record
GCGCGGUGGCCUCCUCCGGCACGGGGUCCCCGGGUUGCCUUGGGUCCCCGCGAUCCGGAUGGCGCACGCGAUGGCUGGGGCCGGGCCGGGCUCGGGUGGUCGGAGAAGUCACCACUGACCAGGUCAUCUGGAGACCCCGACAGGCCGAGGCCCAGAAUGAGGCGCUGGAAGGCGGCGGCCCUGGUGUCGCUCGUCUGCAGCUCCCUGCUGUCGGUCUGGAUGUGCCAGGAGGGUCUGCUGCUGGGCCACCGCCUGGGACCUGCGCUCGCGCCGCUGCGACGCCCGCCACGCACCCUGGACGCGCGCCUCGCCCGCCUGGCACAGUACCGAGCUCUGCUGCAGGGCGCCCCGGACGCGGUGGAGCUUCGAGAACUUUCCCCCUGGGCCGCGCGCGCUCCGGGCCCGCGCCGUCGAGCGGGUCCCCGGCGACGGCGUGCGCGUGCGCGGUCGGGCGCGCGCCCCUGCGGGCUGCGCGAGCUCGAGGUGCGCGUGAGCGAGUUGGGCCUGGGCUACACGUCGGACGAGACGGUGCUGUUCCGCUACUGCGCAGGCGCAUGCGAGGCGGCCCUGCGCAUCUACGACCUGGGCCUGCGGCGCCUGCGCCAGCGGAGGCGCGUGCGCAAGGAUCGGGUGCGCACGCACCCGUGCUGCCGCCCGACGGCCUACGAGGAUGAGGUCUCCUUCCUGGACGUGCACAGCCGCUACCACACGCUGCAAGAGCUGUCGGCGCGGGAGUGCGCGUGUGUGUGACGCUACCUCACGCCCCAGCCCUGGGCGCCUGCCCGGGGGGCCACGCCGACCCUCGCGAGAACUGAAUUCACAUAAAGUGUGGGAACUGCC